AUGGUUUGGGUUCAAACAGCGUUGUUGGCUGCGUUCCUGGCUCUUGCCAGUGCCAGCGGAGCCGUUCUCGAGUAUACUGAUGGAAAUUUCGAAGAUCUCAUACAGACGCACGACCUUGCGCUCGUGAAGUUCUACGCUCCAUGGUGCGGACACUGCAAGCGUAUGGCUCCGGAGUACGAGAAGGCUGCCCCAAAACUCGCUGCCAACGACCCACCAGUUGCUCUCAUCAAGGUAAGCCUGUUUGUACAGCCAGCAUUAUUCGAUUCGCACUGUUCGUAUCGCAGACGUAAAUAUGAGAACGGCUGAUAAAAUACAGAGCAACAUCUUUUGUUGGUUCUAACAAUACGGUCCUUUGUGUCAUUGUGCUCAUUUAGACAUUAGAUUCAUAUCAUCAUCAUUCUUAUUAAUAUAACUCAUCAUGGGUUUGUCCCUCUGUUUGUUUGUUUAUUUCUCUGUCCAUCCCCACGUUCAUUUCUAAAAUCAUUUCAUUUCUGAAAAGUAGGCUGGUCGAACAGGCGAUUUCAGGCGCCUGCGCCUGUUUUCUCAACGCAGGGACGCGGCGGCCCGUUGAAAAAAUAGGCGCCUGUUCGACCAGCCUACUGAAAACUUGAAAACGGAAAUGAACACGUGAAUUUUCAAACAAUUAAGAGAAACAAACAAGCGGCGAGGCCAAAACUGGGCCCGCUACGCGGUCCGAGCAUCAGCGGGCCCAGUUUUUGAAAAUCUUGUGGAAACAAUAUUAAUAGUUUAUUCAUACCGAGUGUAGACUCCGUUUGUGACUCUUAUGCGUCGAGUACAAAAGAGUAUACUUUCCCACGUAUCGCUCCAUUGUUUGCCGUCUUCGUUCCGACGGAAGAUCACGGGUUAUAAACGACCAGCGGAGAUAAGGCUCAUAUAGCGGACAAAAACAUCACGGCUCUUCUCAUUCAAUUAAUUUUGUCAACGGCGGCGCUAGAGAACGACGUGGAUAACACAUGACGAUUGCAGCCCCAAAGUGCGUUUAGAAAAGUGCAAUAUAUGUUUAGGUUUUACGUGGUCUCAGAUCGACACGCUUGAGAUCAAAUAUGGUGUCAAAUUAAUUUCGAAGUAGGCUGGUCGAACAGGCGCCUGUUUUUUCAACGCGCCGCUGCGUCCCUGCGUUGAGAGAACAGGCGCCUGAAAUCGCCUGUUCGACCAGCCUAUUUCGAAGUCGAUUAUGUUCAAUUGUGUAAACGCGAGUUGCGUUUCAAUAUAGAUCUUGAGUACUGAGUGACCGAUUUUUCUAGUCCUAUGUAGUUUUUGUGAGAUUUGUCACCGAAGAUCAAGUUUGUACCGGCCUGGUUAGCCCGGUCAGCUGUAAACAUUUUUAGGAAUUUUGGUUUUUCGAUUCUGCGUGUGUAAAUUUUUUAGCGUUUUCGAGCAGCUCUCAUAGAAGGACCUGUCCAGCCCUGGAUAUGACGAGUUAGAUAUUUUUGUAUUGAUUGGAAACAUACAGCCAUACCACAGCGUGCAUAUUAUGUUGAGAGACUUCGUUAUUUAUCGCAUUCGCAAUCUUAAUGCUUACGGAUUUCCGCGCCGCAUUGAAAGUUUCGUUCGAAAAGUUGCAUUUUACCACACUGCGCCUGUUAAAGCAUUUGCAGCGAAAUCGAAAAAUUUUGAUCUACAUUGCCUAUUGGCCCAUACAGCAUAUUAUCCCCGUUAGCCAUGCAAAAAGGUGGCAAUCCCGCUCCGCUAGACUCGGCCAACGGCCGAGGUUUUAUUGUUUUACUCCUCGGAAAAUUGAAAAAAAACACACAAAAUGACAUGGCCGAAGUUUUUCACAGCGGCCGAGACCCCGAGAGGAAGAGAGAGAGAGUGAGACCUUCCACCUUUUUGCGGGGCUAUUAUGUGUUCAGUUGAAAAACUUGUAUGCUGUUAUUCACUUGGAGACUGAUCCCGUAUUUUUCCGUGACCGAAAAACUGCCCUGAGAUUCUUGCGGCUUGCACUAUAAUAUGUAAGUCUCGCCGAGUACUUUAAAGAGGGGCUGUUUUGGAACUAUUUCAUAACUGUCCUCGGGGCAGUAUUUACGGCGUGAAAUAGAUAGUAAGAACUUUACCACCAAACAAAGCGUUGUAGCGUUCAUCUGAAGUUCGAAUUCCGCACUCCACUUCAGUUCUGAGCUCAUUCCCAAAUUUAAUAGCCACGGUCGGAUUACUUUAGUAAGCGGGUUCCAUAAAUUUUCAGCAAUCAUACGUUUCAUUACCCUUUAACAAGUUUAAUUAGCGAAAGUUUACUGAUAUCAUAACCUUUUCUUCUUUCUCCGUCCAGUCUAACUUAUUUCGGGAAGAUUGAUAGAGUCAACACGUUAUGUCAAUUUUCAAAGGCGCCUCCCACUUUUUGCUAUGACGUGGAAUUUUUCUUCUGUUCCCACUUGUUAAUUAAGGUGCUUUUCAGGUCGAUUGUACCACUGAGAAGACCGUCUGCGACAAGUUCGGAGUUAAGGGAUUCCCAACUCUGAAGAUCUUCCGUAACGGAGUUCCAGCCCAAGACUACGAUGGACCACGUGAUGGUGAUGGAAUCGUCAAGUUCAUGCGUGGACAGUCUGGACCUUCCUCAAGAGAACUGAAGACUGUGGCUGAUUUCGAGAAGUUCACCGGGGGAGAUGAGAAUGUUGUUAUUGGAUUCUUCGAGAGCGAGAGCAAGCUCAAGGACUCUUUCCUCAAGGUUGCUGAUACUGAGCGUGAUCGUUUCUCCUUCGCCCACACUUCUAGCAAGGACGUUCUCAAGAAGGCCGGAUACACUGAGUAUGACUGUUUAUGUUAUUCAAAUUACACACAUUCGUUUCAGCGACGUUGUUGUCUUUGUCCCGAAGAAGCUCCACAACAAGUUCGACGCGAACGAAUUCAAAUACGACGGAAACUACGAUACUGAUAAGAUCAAGAACUUCCUUGUUCACGAAACGUUAGUGUGUUCGUUCGUAAAAUUUCUAUUAUGAUGAGUUUCAGAGUCGGACUUGCUGGAAUUCGUACUCAGGGAAACUUGUUCCAAUUCGAACAGAAGCCAAUCGUUGUUGUUUACUUCAAUGUCGAUUACGUCAAGGACCCGAAAGGAUCCAACUACUGGCGUAACCGUGUGCUCAAGGUUGCGCAGAACUACAAGAGAAAGGUUCAAUUCGCCGUUUCGAACAAGGAAGAGUUCACGCAAGAGAUCGAGCAGAACGGACUUGGCGAACGUAAGGAUUCUGACAAGCCAGUUGUUGCCGUUCUCACCAACGAAGGAAAGUUCCCAAUGGACCAAGAGUUCAGGUGUGUCUUGCAUAGUUUAGCAAUGGUCUGAUUGUGGUUAAGCCACUGCUUGAUAAUGUUGUUGCAACUCUUUCUUCUUUUAUCAAAAUUGUAUAUUUCAGCGUCGAAAACCUUCAACAAUUCGUGGAUGAGGUGCUCGCUGGAAACGCCGAGCCAUACAUGAAGUCUGAGCCAAUCCCAGACGAGCAAGGAGACGUCAAGGUCGCAGUCGGAAAGAACUUCAAGGAACUCAUCCUCGACUCUGACAAGGACGUUCUCAUCGAGUUCUACGCUCCAUGGUGCGGACACUGCAAGUCUUUGGCUCCAAAGUACGACGAGCUCGCCGAGAAGGUAAGAAAACACACUUAGUUUUAGAAAACUAUCCAACUGUUUGAACUUCUUUUCAUCGACAUUUUAAUUUCUUUUAUCAUUCUGAUAUCUGAUGAGAACUUGUUUAUUUUCAGCUCAACAAUGAAGACGUGAUCAUUGCCAAGAUGGACGCCACCGCCAACGAUGUGCCACCACUUUUCGAAGUCAGAGGGUCAGUUUCAUGAUUCAAGUUGUACGAAUGUCCUCAUCUUUUAAAUUUCAGAUUCCCAACCCUCUUCUGGCUCCCGAAGAACUCAAAGAGCAGCCCGAUCCCAUACAACGCCGGACGCGAAGUUAAGGACUUCAUAAACUUCAUCGCCAAACACUCCACUGAUGGACUCAAGGGAUACGCUCGUGACGGAAAGAAGAAGAAGAAGACCGAAUUGUAA
Messenger RNA from Caenorhabditis sp. 36 PRJEB53466, 4001 nucleotides. The record is from the annotation of a GenBank genome assembly. Lineage: Eukaryota; Metazoa; Nematoda; Chromadorea; Rhabditida; Rhabditidae.